UGGUGAGCGGAUUGGUGGCGGCCAGGCCGAUGGGCGGGGUGAGGAAGCCAGACUCGGGGUUCCUCAGCGGUGGCGGCGGCGGCCCACAGGAGCCGGGCAGGAUGGGGCGGCGGCGGGCGUGCCUUGUGCUGGUGCUCUGCGUCGCGGUGCUCUGGGCCCGUGGACUGGCCGCAGCUGAUGAAGAGGGAAAUCAAGAUGAGUCGCUGGAAUCAAAGACUUUAUCUGCAGAGGAUCAGGUAAAGGACCAUUCAACAGGAACUCGGGUAGUAGCAGGUCAGAUUUUCCUUGAGUCAGGGAAAUCAGACUCUCAAUCUGAGGAUGAAGAAAACUUUCAUGGUCAAGAGGAGGAAAAAGAGAAUUCACUGGAAGAGUUGAACUCUGUUGAAAUGUCAAACCUGUUAAAUAAGGAUUUGGAAGAAGCAGAAGUACAGAAUGCAGUUUUGACAGCUAUCGGAGGCACUGCAGAUGGUGAACCUUGCCACUUCCCUUUUUUGUUUCUGGAGAAGGAGUAUGCAGAAUGUACUGCAGAUGGAAGGGAAGAUGGCAGGCUUUGGUGUGCAACAACCUAUGAUUACAAGAAGGAUCAAAAGUGGGGCUUCUGUGAAACUGAAGAGCAGUCUAAUAAGAGAAGACAGAUGCAAGAAGCUGAGGAUGUUUAUCAGACUGGAAUGAAAAUCCUUAAUGAGAGCAGUAAAAAGGCUCAAAAGAAAGAAGCAUAUCAGUAUCUUCUGAAAGCGGCUGACAUGAAUCAUACCAAGGCAAUGGAGAAAGUGUCGUAUGCUUUGUUGUUUGGGGAUUACCUGAAGCAAAACAUCCAGUCAUCAAAGGAACUAUUUGAAAAACUAACAGAAGAAGGCUCUCCUAAAGGACAAAUGGCUCUUGGAUUUCUUUAUGCAUCUGGUCUAGGAGUUAAUUCUAGUCAAGCUAAGGCCCUGGUCUAUUACACUUUCGGAGCUUUAGGAGGAAAUCUGAUAGCACAUAUGAUCUUGGGUUACCGGUAUUGGGCUGGGAUAGGAGUCCUUCAAAGUUGUGAAUCUGCUCUCACUCACUACCGGCUUGUAGCUAAUCAUGUUGCUAGUGACAUUUCUUUGACUGGUGGCACAGUGGUUCAGCGAAUUCGCUUAGCAGAUGAAGUAGAAAAUCCAGGAAUGGCAAGUGGAAUGCUAGAAGAAGACUUAAUUCAAUAUUACCAGUUUUUAGCAGAGAAAGGAGAUGUACAAGCACAGGUUGGCCUUGGACAGCUGCACUUACAUGGAGGACGAGGAGUAGAGCAAAAUCACCAGCGAGCAUUUGAAUACUUCAAUCAAGCAGCUAAUGCUGGAAACUCUCAUGCCAUGGCCUUUCUAGGAAAGAUGUACUCAGAAGGAAGUGAUGUUGUGCCUCAGAGCAACGAAACAGCACUUCAGUACUUCAAGAAAGCUGCUGAUAUGGGUAAUCCAGUUGGACAGAGUGGAUUAGGAAUGGCUUACCUAUAUGGAAGAGGGGUUCCAGUGAACUAUGAGCUAGCACUGAAGUAUUUCCAGAAGGCUGCAGAACAGGGAUGGGUUGAUGGACAACUUCAACUAGGUUCCAUGUAUUACAAUGGUAUUGGAGUCAAGAGGGACUAUAAACAAGCUUUGAAAUACUUUAACUUGGCCUCCCAGGGUGGCCACAUCCUGGCUUUUUACAAUCUGGCUCAGAUGCAUGCUACUGGCACUGGAGUGAUGCGAUCCUGUCAUACUGCUGUUGAGUUGUUUAAGAAUGUAUGUGAGCGAGGACGUUGGUCUGAAAGACUUAUGACUGCCUACAACAGCUAUAAAGAUGGUGAUUCAAAUUCUGCUGUGGUUCAGUAUCUUCUUUUGGCAGAACAAGGCUAUGAAGUUGCGCAAAGCAAUGCUGCUUUCAUACUGGAUCAGAAAGAAGCUAGCAUAGUAGGAGAAAAUGAAACCUAUCCUCGAGCCUUGCUUCACUGGAAUAGAGCAGCUUCUCAAGGAUAUACUGUUGCAAGAAUUAAACUUGGAGAUUACCACUUUUAUGGUUUUGGCACUGAUGUUGAUUAUGAAACUGCAUUUAUUCACUAUCGACUGGCAUCAGAGCAGCAGCACAGUGCCCAGGCGAUGUUUAAUCUAGGUUACAUGCAUGAGAAGGGGCUGGGCAUCAAGCAGGACAUUCACCUUGCAAAACGAUUCUAUGACAUGGCCGCUGAAGCAAGCCCAGAUGCUCAAGUUCCUGUCUUCCUAGCACUUUGCAAGCUUGGAGUGAUUUACUCCUUGCAGUAUGUACGAGACAUCAAUAUCAGGGAAGUAUUCUCACAUAUUGACAUGGACCAGCUGCUGGGGCCUGAGUGGGAUCUUUACCUUAUGACCAUCAUCGCCUUGCUUCUGGGGACAGUAAUAGCUUACAGACAAAGGCAACAUCAGGCAAUUCCCAGACCAGCAGGACUGCGGCCAGCUGUGCCUCAACAAGAACCACCACCAGAGCAUCAACCACCACAAUAGCAACGUGAACCUCAAUGAAAGAACUGGAUUUUUUCAACAGGAAUGUUUUUCAUUGUGAUUUAGGACUUUAGGACUUUGGAUUAACGAUCCCUCCCCAAAAAAGAGGCGCAAAGAAGUUUUUUUAAAAAAAAAAGUCUGAAAGCUGCUUAGAAUGAUGCCUUUUUUCAGGGAUAAGAAACUUCUUUUUGAAACUGAUUUGAAUGUUAUUUCAGUGCCAAUGGAAUAACACUAUGGCUUUUUUCAUGGAAGCACAAGUGUGCUACUACAAAAAUGUUGCCUGCUGUAUCUAGUUCCUCUUUAUUCAAAGUCCUUCUCAUCUCCUAGAGAGAGCAGAAAACUAGUAUUGGAAGGUUUUGCCUGCCUGAUAGCACUGACCUAUUAAAAAAAAAAAAAAAAGUAUGGCUAAUUUAAGUCCCAGAAGCCAAAAAUAUUCAAAGAUUAGGGCAAUAUGUACUUAUGUUCAGAUACAUCCAAAGUAUCACAAGUAUUUCUGCAGUUCCUAUUUUAUUUCUUAGUAUUUCUCACACUUUGAUCUUCUAUGCUGUCUUGGAUGAUUUAAUGUUGUUUAUUUAUAAAAUCUGUACAACUAAGCUAGCAAACAAAUCACACUGCCUUUGUGCUUUUGUUGUAAUUAUUUUCCUUCAUUAACCUUAGUGCAGACAAUUGUCAGCAGUCAGUACAUAGCCCAGGAGGUGGGUUGGGACAGAUUGGGUGUGUAAGGCCAGUCGAUUGAAAAAUAUACACAGUGCCCUGACCUCUCAUUUUUCUACAACUUUUGGAGCUUGUGUGUAAGUUGUCCUUAUUUCAAAAAGGAUUACAAGCUGGUAGUGUUCCUAAAUAGCUGAAUCUUGCACUUAAAGAGAGGCUGAGUCAAGACUGCAGAAAUCACCAGUAUUAGUGUGGACAUUGAAAAAAGGACUGAGGCAGAAGUCCUAGUGAGUCAGCUUUUUUUGUUUUUAGAGGUGGAAGUUUUGAGUCUAAUUUAACAGUCCUAUAAGUGAUGUGCACUGUGCAAGAUGUUCAUGCAGCUGAAAUGGAUGUGGUAUCUUUUUCAUGCACCUGUUUUAUGCCCAAGUAGCAAACUUUGUAGAAAGUGACAUGAACUUACGUCAGUAAUGCUAAAAUGUGGCUAAUUUUUUUUUUUUUUUAAUAGCUCACAGCAGUGCUUUGCUGGGGCAUACCUCUCUUGUCCUUGGUGUAUAUUGGAGGGCUAGAAUGACAUACCUGAAUGGCUGUGCCCUUGUAACAAGAAAAUCUAGAGAGACAAGAAACUGAAUGUCUAUGGCCUCUUGCUGUGUCACUGGGUCAGUGCAGAAGCUUUCUAAUGGAAGUAAAGAAACGAUCUGUGGAUUGAUGUUUUUUAGACUGCAGUAAGAGUUUUGACUUAGUAAUUAUUUUUCAUUGAACUAUAAUCUGGGGGAGGAAAGGAAUAGCUUUGUGGGGCAAGAAACAUCUAUGUUUCUGUUCCUGUCUGUUCAAUGACAUUAAAUAUUUGUUUCUAUAUUAGCAUUAAACCCUCUGAAUAUGCUGUCUUAAAGCAGAGUGAAAUAUGAAUAGAGAGAGUAGCAGGUCUUACCUGCUUUCUAAUUAAAUCUGUUGCAUUUAAAGGGUUAUAGACUUCCUCUCAUACAUAAGCUUUUUUCCAGUGGAUUGGCAGCAACAUAUCAAUAUGCUGUAGAACUGAGAUGUCUAUAUAGUUUUAUACCCUAAUGCAUUUAUAAGGAGACCAUUGCACAAUAUAUCUGUAGUUUGAGAACAAGGAUAAGAAAUCCACUCUUUUGGAAACUGAAAUAUCAAUGAUUAGUAUUAAAAUAUAGGUAGAGCUUCUUGGUACUUCAAGGUGCUUAUGUUGGUUAUGUGCAGACAAAUCUUUCAUUUCUGUUUGGAGGGAUGCAAUGUGUGAUAGAGGAAUGUCGUGUUUCAGUCCAAAUCAUUAGCAAAUGGAACAGUAUUGAACUUAAAUAUAGUGUCUAAAAUGUACAGCACUCUCCAGCUACAUUUCUGAAAUAUCCAUGAUUUCUGAACACUUACUCUAAAGUAUUUUUACCUCUGUCACUUAAUAGUUCUUUUUAGUUCAGCAUGAAUAAAUUGUAUGGAAGCUGUUUUCCAGUUAACUACCAUUAAUUCAUUGAUGUUGGUUUCUUAGGAUGUUAACAAAUUUGUUACAGCUUUUUUAAUCUUAAAAUUCUUUUUCUUGUGUUUAACUAAAUUCUUAACUAUCCUGCUUGUAUGCAAAUCUCUCAUCAUUGCUGCUGUGUGAGAGUCUUAUAGCUGACUUUUCACUAAACUGUUGCAUUUUACAUCCAAGAAAUCAGCAAAAAAAAAAAAAAAAAAAAAAAAAAAAUUAAGAUCACCAAGUUGUUUCACUUUAAAGAACUGCUUUUUGAAGAAGCGAUAAGGAAGUCCUCCUCCUGCUCUUUUCCACCAAGUUGCUACCACUUAACUUUUUCAGAUGACAUUCAUUUGAAGGUGUGUGGUGGUAGUAGUAGAAAGGUACUUAGUAGAAAGUUCACUCAGGGAUUAAAGAAGUGAAUACAUUUCCUAAAUCUGUUUAGAACAUCACUUAAGGUUUUUUUUUGACAAUCCCUUGCUGGUCUAUUUGAAACUUGCAUUUUGAAGGAAGCGUAUGUAGCUCUUACUAGCAAUAUGUUUCUUGUGUUGUGCACUCAAUUAUCAAACAGCUUUUUUUUUUCCUAUGGGAACUGGGUUGUUCAGUUUACUGAAGUGGUCUUCCCUUCUAGUAGCAUGCACAUUGUCUUACACUUUAUAGGCAGGAGUAGAUUAGAGGGGAAACUAUUUAAGGGAUGCCUUCCUAGGAACGUGCAAUGUGAUUUGAAUGGAAGAAUUGUAUUCUUUGGUAGUAACGUAGGUCAGAGCCAGCCUGUUUGACCUUCCCAAACACAUCCUCUUCUCUCCCUGCAUGGAGAAUGGAACGAGAGCAGUAAAUGUUGUCAGUAGGAGCUCUGCAUGUAGAAAAAUGGUGGAAAGAUAAAGAUUUGAGGGGAAAAAAUUGUUCAGCAUCUCAAAACUAUUAAUCAGACACAUCAGCUUUUCUUGCAGUUUGAAAAAAUAACAUUGAACUUCCUCGAAAACAGGAUUCUAGUUCUUACCUCUGCAAUUUGACACAGUUUAGUCUGUUAAUACUUUUCCUUCCUUUAUAUUGUCCAUCAUAGGACAAUGUAAUGGAAGAUACAGCCUUUGAUUAUAAAUACCCCAAAGAGACUCUUGAGACAAUUUUACUUGCUUUUUAGUUAUCUUCCAUAAGGCAACAGCUGUUCUUUGAUUAAAUUUGCAAGAAAGAAAAUAAAACAUGUUGUUAUUCUCUUUGGACAAGAAUAUUAAAACAUGGCUUUGAAAGGACUUUUAAGACUAUGCAUUAUCUAGUGUCCACCUGUUAUAUGCUAAGUUUGGCCUAUAAUGAAUUAUUACAGGGGAUUGCACUCACCUUUGCAAGUUGCUUCGUUUUUAGAUAGGCAACAAACUGAAAUUCUAUUUUUAUUUCAGAGAAUAUUGAACUAAGAAGAUUUAGUUUGAUUUGAGAACUACUGCAAAUGCAUAUGGUAAAUAGGGAUUAUUGGGGGAACCCUUUGUUUUUAUCAGCUGCAGUUCUUAAGGUUAUUGUAGGAGUUUUGUAAAUUUAUUUUGUAUUUAAAAAAAAUCAGUAUAAAGGCUGGUCAAAUGUAAUAUAAUUGUGUAAACAAAUUCUGUUAAUAGAAAGAUGUACAGAUUCAUUUUGUACUGUAUCUUUAAUCUUGUGAAAUAAAGAUACCACGUGUGUGGAUGGUUA
Rhea pennata is the source of this 6264-nucleotide messenger RNA. RefSeq names its product SEL1L adaptor subunit of SYVN1 ubiquitin ligase (gene SEL1L). Gene Ontology annotation, biological process: ERAD pathway. Lineage: Eukaryota; Metazoa; Chordata; Aves; Rheiformes; Rheidae. The coding region runs from base 30 to 2477 and encodes 815 amino acids. Gene Ontology annotation, cellular component: endoplasmic reticulum membrane. The record is from RefSeq and is a predicted model, not a curated record. Gene Ontology annotation, molecular function: protein binding. The transcript has 21 exons.